Molecule: messenger RNA, 707 nt
Organism: Amaranthus tricolor (Joseph's coat)
Lineage: Eukaryota; Viridiplantae; Streptophyta; Magnoliopsida; Caryophyllales; Amaranthaceae
Product: protease Do-like 1, chloroplastic
Biological process (GO): proteolysis
Molecular function (GO): protein binding; serine-type endopeptidase activity
Source: RefSeq, a predicted model, not a curated record
UGGGCUCAGGAGGGAAAUCAGCUCUGCUGCAACUGGACGACCAAUUCAAGAUGUUAUACAAACUGAUGCUGCUAUCAAUCCUGGUAACAGCGGGGGCCCACUUCUAGAUAGUUCUGGCAAUCUCAUUGGAAUAAACACUGCUAUUUAUUCACCUUCCGGUGCAUCGUCUGGUGUUGGAUUUUCGAUCCCUGUUGAUACUGUUGCAGGUAUUGUAGAUCAGCUUGUGAAAUUUGGAAAAGUCACGAGACCAAUUUUAGGGAUUAAGUUUGCUCCUGAUCAAUCUGUGGAGCAGCUGGGCGUUAGUGGAGUGCUUGUGCUGGAUGCUCCACCAGAUGGUCCUGCUGGCAAAGCGGGCCUCCUUUCCACAAAGCGUGAUGCAUAUGGACGGCUUAUACUAGGGGAUAUCAUUACGUCAGUCAACGGGAAAAAGGUUACUAAUGGUAGUGAUUUGUACAGAAUUCUUGACAAUUGUAAAGUAGGAGAUAAGGUAACGGUGGAGGUUUUACGAGGCGAUCACCAAGAGAAAAUACCUGUUAUCCUCGAACCAAAACCGGACGAGUCUUAGUGGAUCUUAGGGCUUUCAUGUGAAUGGGUUGUAAAUUGGAAAAUGUUCAUAGAUGUUUUUUGGUGGUAAUUGUUCAAUAGUAGUGCCUUACAUAUUCAUGAUAAAAGAACAUAAACCUUAAAUGCAAAAGCAAUUUGGUUCA